Aspergillus eucalypticola CBS 122712 is the source of this 1690-nucleotide messenger RNA. RefSeq names its product T6SS phospholipase effector Tle1-like catalytic domain-containing protein. The record is from RefSeq and is a predicted model, not a curated record. The coding region runs from base 155 to 1657 and encodes 500 amino acids. Lineage: Eukaryota; Fungi; Ascomycota; Eurotiomycetes; Eurotiales; Aspergillaceae. The transcript has 4 exons.
UGUCGAUCAGCUGAAUUCAUACAUGACGCUGACUUCAUGGCUUACAACAAGCUAAGCCCUGCAUAUGCGGCAGUGUCGGCCCUUUUAAGCUCAAUGUCGCCCAAUCUCGGCACCGGUUCUUUGAGACUCCAAGCUGCUACAAGCUAAGAACAAAAUGAGUCUCGACCCGUGCAACUGCUUGUGCCCGCCAGACCGUCCGACGCGAGAGCUGGUUCUCUGUUUUGAUGGAACAGGGAACACUUUCCGCGUGGAUGGCGGGGAUAGCAACAUUCUCAAGAUCUUCCGCAUGCUAGACCGCAAGAAGGAAAACCGAUACUGCUACUACCAGCCCGGUAUUGGAGAAGACAUCAGGCCUGGGACCUUUGCCAACGCGGCUGUCCGUCCCUUUAGCAACAUCGCCCCAAAUGCGAUCAUCGAUGAGGCGCUCGCGACCUCAUUUGCCCAGCAUGUCAUCUAUGGAUACCGUUUCCUCGCUCGCCGCUGGAUUCCGGGGUCGCAUAUCUACCUGUUUGGGUUCUCGCGUGGGGCCUACACGGCAAGAUUCCUCAACGAGAUGCUUGACUUUAUUGGAUUAAUUUCAGCCGAUAACGAGGAGAUCAUGCCACUUGUCUGGGAAGCGUUUACAUCGUACAAGUUUGCCAACAGUGGCAAGGAAUCUGAACAGGCCGAGUAUUUUCUCCGCAUGUGCCGCGACACGAUGUGCCGAUCCGUGGGCCGCGUGCAUUUCCUGGGCCUUUUCGAUACAGUCAACAGCGUGGCCAAGUUCAACAUCUACGAUGAUCAUAGAGACAUGCGAAUCCAGCCGAAACCGCGAAUCAUGCGACAUGCAGUUAGCAUUGAUGAACGUCGAAUCAAGUUCCAACCAGUGCUAUUCGAGAAGCUACGGGCGCAUGGGAGGAUAGGCCGGGUGAGUACAUGGGCUGAGCGGGCGGACGUUGAGUUUUGGGGUAGCGACCUGACGGCGUCUCCAGAGACGGAGUUCGAGGAGGUCUACUUUUCUGGCGACCAUAGCGACGUUGGUGGUGGAUGGCCGCGUGAGUUGGGCCGAGAAUAUGUAGCCAGCCAGAUCCCCCUGAUGUGGAUGGUCGAGGAAUCCAUCGAGGCCGGACUUACCUACGAGCCUGAACAGUUGCAUAAGCUUGGCUGCUUUGACUUUAGAAGGCAGGAGCACAGCAACCCAGAAGUGAUACACCAGGCUGAGCGAGCUAUCCUGCAUGAUUCCCUCAUGUAUGACUCGGGCAAGACGCUGGAGACGUUAUUCUGGCGAAUUCUCGAGUGUCUGCCCAUCAAGCGCCCCAAAGUGGCCCCAGAUGGAAGAGUGCAGUCGACGCGAUGGCAUGUCGGGGGGUUGCGACGGCCGCUGCCACAAGGGGCCAAGCUGCACUACAGUGUGAUUGAGCGGCUCAAGCGGGACCCGGACUAUCGGCCCUACAAUCUCGGGGUGGGUAAUAUGGCGGAGGUGGACGAGGUCAUCGAGGGAUGGAGGCAUAUCGUGCACGACAAGGAUAGCGGCCAUGAUAAGGAGAUCGAGGAGGUGGAAGAGGUACCCGGGGACGAACGGACUCGGCGGCGCCGGACGUUAUGCGAGUAUUAUGUCUGGAAGAGGGAGGCUGUGGAUGGGAGGCCGCGAACUAGGCGGUCGGACUUGUGCUGCUGAAGGGAAUGACCAUGUAUGAUAGACGAUUGCGAG